Messenger RNA from Balaenoptera musculus (blue whale), 2404 nucleotides. RefSeq names its product TAM41 mitochondrial translocator assembly and maintenance homolog (gene TAMM41). The record is from RefSeq and is a predicted model, not a curated record. Gene Ontology annotation, biological process: cardiolipin biosynthetic process; CDP-diacylglycerol biosynthetic process. Gene Ontology annotation, molecular function: phosphatidate cytidylyltransferase activity. The coding region runs from base 237 to 1349 and encodes 370 amino acids. Lineage: Eukaryota; Metazoa; Chordata; Mammalia; Artiodactyla; Balaenopteridae. Gene Ontology annotation, cellular component: mitochondrion. The transcript has 8 exons.
CCCGGGGUGGGCGCUAGACAAGCCUGACCGACGCCCACCCGGUUCCCUGCCGGGUGCCUACCGGCCUCGUGUCUGACUGGUCUGCAGCCCCGAGUCCUUGCCGGCUUCUCCACUCCCCGCCCCCGGCUCCAGCCUUCUCCCGUCUGGGCCGGUCUCCGGCUUCCAUCUCCCACCCUGAGCGGGUACUCGUUCCCCGCCUGCUGUCCUCCAAGGGUCCCUGUCUGAGCCCCGGCCCCAUGGCUCUUCAGGCUUUGCAGAGCUCGGGGGUGGCCUUUCGCAAGAUCCUGUCUCACUUCCCCGAGGAGCUGAGCCUGGCUUUCGCCUACGGCUCGGGGGUGUACCGCCAGGCGGGGCCCAGCUCAGACCAGAAGAAUGCCAUGCUGGACUUCGUGUUCACUGUCGAUGACCCUGUUGCAUGGCAUUCAAAAAACCUGAAGAAAAAUUGGAACCAUUACUCUUUCUUAAAAGUUUUGGGGCCCAGGUUUAUCACCACUGUCCAGAAUAACUACGGCGCCGGGGUUUACUACAACCCAUUGAUCAUGUGUGAUGGGAGGCUUAUCAAAUAUGGCAUCAUUAGCACUAGUGUUUUGAUUGAAGAUCUCCUCAACUGGAAUAACUUGUACAUUGCUGGACGACUCCAAAAACCGGUGAAAAUCGUAGCAAUGAAUGAGAAUGUCACUCUCAGGUCAGCCCUGGAUAAAAAUCUGAAGAGUGCUGUGACCGCUGCUUUCCUCAUGCUCCCCGAAAGCUUUUCUGAGGAAGACCUGUUUAUAGAGAUUGCCAGACUCUCAUAUUCAGGUGACUUUCGGAUGGUGGUCGGAGAGGAUAAGGCAAAAGUGUUGAAUAUUGUGAAGCCCAACAUAGCCCACUUUCGUGAGCUCUACGGCAGCAUUUUACAGGAGAAUCCCCAAGUGGUGUAUAAAAUCCAGCAAGGCAGCCUGGAGAUCGAUAAAAGCCCAGAAGGACAGUUCACUCAGCUAAUGACAUUGCCCAAAACCUUACAGCAGCAAAUAAAUCAUAUUAUGGACCCUCCUGGAAAAAACAGAGAUGUGGAAGAAACUUUAUUACAAGUGGCUCAUGACCCCGACUGUGGAGACGUGGUGCGUCUAGGGCUCUCAGCAAUCGUGAGACCUUCCAGUAUGAGACAGAGCACCAAAGGCAUUUUCACUGCUGCAGUGAGAUUCCUCGUGGUGUUGGGAGUGGUCCCUUUAUUCUCAUUGCAACUCAUCCAUCGUCUGACUAGAGCACGGUUCAUCCAUUCUACUGUUGAUGAUUUCCCGGGUUGUUUCCAGUUUGGGGCUAUUUCAAAGAGUCCUGCUCUGCAUGUUUUGGUACCUGUCUUCGAGUGAGCGUAGGUAUGCAUUUCUGUUAGGUUUUUAGUUACGGGUGGAAUUACUGUAUCAUAAAGUGUGUGAAUGUCCAGCUGUGGUAGAUACUACCUAACAAGCAGCAGAGUUCCUGCUGCAGUACCUCCGUGACCAGUGCUUGAUAGUAGGUCUUUUUGUUUUUAGGCUCUCUCGUAGGUGAGUAGACGUAUCAUAUUGGAGUUUUAACUUACACUUACUUUCCUGAUGACCAAUAAAGUUGAGCAUUUGUUCACAUGCUUACAUGGAUAUCCUCUUUUGUGAAGUGCCUAUUCUACUUUUGCUCAUUUUUCUUUUGAAUUGUCUGCCUUUUUUUUGUUUUUUUUACACUGAAAUCUCUGUAUAGUGUGGAUACGGGUGCUUCGUUGGACAAGUGGAAUGCAAAAGCCCCCCACUCUGGGGCUUGUCGUCUCACUCUCUUAAUGGUGUCUUUUGAUGAAAAGUUCUUAAUCUUACUUAGUCCAGUUUAUCAGUUUUGUCCUGUAAGGUUAGCAGCUUUUUGUGUCCUGUUUAGGAAAUAUUGCCUACUCCAAGUUCGUGAAGUUUAGUCCUCCACCUUUGUUGCAACUAGAAUAUUAAGGCAGGAUCCUUCCUUCUAAUCUCUUGGUUCUUAACCUUUUGAAAAUCCUGGCUCCCAGUGAGACUCUGACUAAAACUCUGGGCCCUCUGCACAGACGUGCACACGUGCGCACACUCAGCAAACCUCCCUGCAGCUUCAGGAAGUUCUCAGACUGAGGCCUGUCUGUGGGCCCCUCGUUGGAGAACCCGUAACCUAGUCCAGCCUGUCAGCUUGCAGAUGAGGAAGUCGAUGCCCAGAGACGGGGAGUCUCCCUGUCCCCAGCGGGGACUAACAUCCCGCUCUCCUGACUCCCAUUCCAGUGCCCUCCCCAGAUCAGUCCCCUGCUGCAGCCAUCCUGAGAAUAUGUCUAUGGCAAAGCUGUCGAAGGGAGAGACUUUUUCAUUAAGGGAGGUUUCUAUCCACUAGCAGCAAAAAAUGGCUCCACGAUGCCGCUCGUGGACUGUGGUGUAUUUACCUUAAA